This is a messenger RNA of Thunnus maccoyii (southern bluefin tuna), 8800 nucleotides long. RefSeq names its product Rho guanine nucleotide exchange factor (GEF) 28a (gene arhgef28a). The record is from RefSeq and is a predicted model, not a curated record. Bases 1002 to 6365 code for a protein of 1787 amino acids. Gene Ontology annotation, biological process: regulation of Rho protein signal transduction. Gene Ontology annotation, molecular function: guanyl-nucleotide exchange factor activity. The transcript is spliced from 36 exons. Lineage: Eukaryota; Metazoa; Chordata; Actinopteri; Scombriformes; Scombridae.
ACAGUGGUGAGUUUACAUAUAUUUUGCCUGUGUCAUGAUGUCUUACCCCAAAUCCUUACAUAUAAAAGCGAUGUCAAAGUUGCCCAGCAGAUGUCGCCAUUUUGGCUGUAUCAAAUCCCUCAACACAACCAUUUUCAACACAAUUGCUUCAUAAGAUUCACUGCUUUGGAAAGCUUAGUUUCUCCCAUCACUAACGCUGGCACUACUGAUCUCUGAUGAACAUUGUAAGUAAUGAAAGACAACAACCUUUCUGUUUUCUCAUGAUAACACGUUGAUUAUCUUGUUAUAUUGAGAUAACAAAGCUAAUUUUCUCAAGAUAACAAAAUAAUUAACUUGUGAUCUUGAGAUAACUGCAUUAAAAAAUAAUUGCAAAAGCGGCAGUUCUCGGCUUCCGUAAUUUAAGUAGCGCCAGCAGAGAGUGAUAUCACUCCAACUUGUCUCUGAUUGGAGGAAAUUGAAAUUACAACUGGCCUGUGUUACAACUGAACCCGUUGCCCCCUACAACACUGUAAAUUGCAGCAAUCAACAUAAAAGGCUAUGGACAUAUACCAUAUAAAGAGUUAAAGGGAUUUUACUGUAAACACUAGAUGCACAUGGGACAUACUGCAGGUCCAAAUAACUUUCACUCAUAUUUUAGGCAUAUGUUCCUCAUCCUUCCUGCCUGCGGGGCUGCUCUGCAGGCAGCCCGGUGUGUGAGGGGGCUGGACCAGAGGAGCAGGCUGCAGAGAGGAGAAACAACUCUGGCGACACCUGCAAACAAACUCCCAACCGUCUCUCUCUAAUUCCCGGUGCGGAGGGACGGAUGAAGCGGCGAGACAGGCAGUAAUACGGAAUAAGGGCGUGAAAAUGUGUUAGGCAUUAAGCGGAAGGGCAACACAUAAAGUUUCUCAAGAUACAAAGUCGUGCGAUAUUUGAGUUCACGACAGAUCGGAGCGAGAGCUGAGAGAAAGAGAGAGAGAGAGAGAGACGACAGCAGGCAUCUGCUCGUGAAUGGAGAGAAAAUGGAGGUGAACAGAAGAGAGGUGCCUUUAUAUGGACAGGUGGAGGCCCACGUAAUAUUACAAGCCAGCCAAGCUCCAGAAGACGCAGAGUUUUAUGUGGUUCUACAAGGUUCUAGACUUACACAUGUAACUUCAGCAAAAAGAGGAGAUGAUGGACUCACCCUGUGCUUCACAGCUCCUGGCCAUGACCUUGUGGAAGUUGUCUCUGUCAUGCCCUACUUUUACGCAGAGGACCAGGUCAAGCCAUGCAGUGGUGAAGCAUCUCUUGAAUAUGUCAGGGAUGUUGCCCAGGAAGCAGCAGAGUACCUGAGUGCAAACAGGGACCAGCUUGGCCCCCAGAGCUACCUAGAAGUCCUGAAGAGGUUUUCCACAUGGGCGCAGGGAGCUGACGAGGUGCUCACUGCUGGACCAUUAGAUUGCAAUGAGGAGGAUGUGCGGCUCAGACAAAGUCCAGGCGAUGAAGCUGAUGUCAGGCAGCUGGAUGAGAAAAUCACACAGGCUAUGGCUAACAUGGAUUACCCUCAGCAAUGGAAAAACACUGACAAACAGCCCAGAGAAGCUGCUGAACUUCAGCCCAAAGAAACCCUCCUUCACCUUGCGGUGCGUUUGGGUUUGGUCCAUCUCUCCCGUUUCUUAAUUCACCAGCCAAGAGGUCAAAGGGCAUUGACUUUACCCAAUCAGGAGGGAGACACACCCCUCCAGCUGGCACAGAAGGAUGGAGAACAUGCCAUGUUCAGGGUGCUGGCAGCACCUCCAGGUCCAGUAGUCGGCCCUGUUCCUGGUGUGUGGUGUGUGUGGUCGGACAGCUCCCGCAUGAUGAGGUUUUGUCCUGGGACAGACUCAAUGACCCUGACUGUGCGGCAGGCUCCUGGCAGCUGCCCUCAGGAGGGCAUCAUGUUCCUCCGAAACAGACUGGGAGACCACAGUGUCCUCAAACUGAUCACUGUGCUUACAACCGACACUGAGGUAGAGAAGAAAGAGAAAAAUGAAGGCCUUCCUAGUGAUGAAGGCACUAGCAAGGAGCUCCGAGUGGAAGAGCAUGCGCUGGUUGACAACGUUUUUGAAGAACAGCUUGUUCUCUCUUUGGAUGACGAUGAUGAUGAAGAAGACUACCCAUCCUCAUUAUUUGUAAAUGGGCAUCCCAUGCACUCCAGUGGAGUUCAGAGCCAGUUCUCCCAGCCUGCUACAGGCCCUCUGCUCUCCAUGAUCAACAGCAGCGAUCAGACAAUCACACAGCCGACACAGGCCGAUGAUGUCGACAUCAGGUGCAGAGUCAGUGGAGUGACGAGUGACAGCACAGGGACUGACAGCGGGUUAUGGGACACAGUGGACUCAGAAUAUCUCCUGCUUGCCACCGACACACCACCACCCUAUUCAGAAGACUUCUACCCUCCCUCUGAGUCCUGCUCUCCCCAGCUCUCGCCUGCUAACCAGGCCCUCGCCAGGCUGAACCGUCUCGCCUCCUCUGAGUCGACCAAUCAGAGCGACAGUCCGCCCAUGGAUACCUGCGACCUCAGCCCCAGUCUAGUGGCUCUGGAAGUGGACAGUGAAGAGGACAGCAUUGAGCCAAAGUCACCGCUUUCCCCGCUCUCGUCAGAUGUUGAGAAAAAUGAAGACAAAACUGAAACCAUUGUUCCCUCCCCUGACCUUACUUGCACUCGCAGCCAGUCUGCCUCCUCAGCAUGUGAACCCACCACAAAAGAAUUGGGUGACGAGGGGAUACGACUGCGCUCCUAUUCUUACUCGUCCCCCAAAAUCAAUUUGCGGCCUGCUCGUUUUGCCCGGGACAACCACACUCCAGAUACCAGCCCUGAUGCCGUGCUCCACAGCGUCAGCCACAGCAGAACUCUUCUUCAGGCCCUCUCUCUGUCUAAAUCUCUGUCUCUGCUCCACCCUGGUAAACAAAGAGCCUCCAGUAUAUCAGAUCAAGCACAGGAGAAAAGGGAGACUAGGUUUCGUAAACGUGCCCAGUCUGCUGAUGAUGAGGGCAGCAUGGAGCUGGCAGAGUCCCUCCAACAUCUCACCCUGUCAGAGUUCCUCAAAGAAAUUGAAGAGGAAGAGUUGGAUAAGUACAACAUCCCAACCAAGGUUGAGUCAGAGAAGUACAAAGUCAUUCGUACCUUCAGUUUUCUCAAGAACAGGAUGGCCAGUACGCGCAACAAGACCAAGGGGAAAGGGAAGGACAGGGAGGCCAAGGAUAGACAGCUAAAUGGACAUCGAUUUGCAACAGGCUCUUGUUUGGGCCCCACGGUGUGUGUGGUGUGUGACAAACCAGCAUCUGGAAAAGACCUUCUUCAUUGCCCCAGUUGCACUGCCAUAGUCCAUAAGGGCUGUAAAGAAUCUGUCCCCCCAUGUUUGAAGAAACUACAGGAUAAGUAUUCCAUUACCAUGGUGAAGAACAGGACAGCAUCCCUCCCACAGAAUUUCACAGUGAGAGACAGCACUCCACAGUGUGCAAUCCCCAUCUCCAACUCUCUACCUGCCAUGACCCCUAAAGAGAGGAAGGACACCGUACCUCUAUCAUCCCCACUCUCUGGAGGUUUCCCCAACAGUGACAGUCGGCCUAGUGAGAGUUCAGAGACAGAGCUGGAUACGUGGAAGGUGACCAGCCAAUCAGACGACCUCCAACCAACUCCUGUGUCCUCCACCUCCACUGACUCAUCCUUUGGAGAAGACUGUGUGGACGGGUAUAUCCACAGUGACAUCUCAGCGGACGCUGUGGAUUAUGAGGCUGAGUCAUGGAGUCUGACAGUGGAGCACAAGUUCUGCAAGAAGCAGGACAAACGAGCUGUCAAGAGGCAGGAUGUUAUUUAUGAGCUGAUGCAGACUGAGGUUCACCACCUACAGACUCUACACAUCAUGGCAGAAGUUUUCCGACGAGGUAUGAAGGAGGAAGUGCAGCUAGACACAGAAGCGGUGGAGCGGGUCUUCCCCUGUCUGGACCAGCUGCUCCUCUUCCACUACGCCUUCUUCACUGCCUUGAAGGAGCGACGACACAGCUCAGCCCAGCCCCAGGGACACAAGAACUACCUCAUCCAACGAAUAGGAGAUGUCUUGCUUCAACAGUUUUCAGAUGAGAAUGGAGAAAAAAUGAAGCAGGUGUAUGGAGAAUUUUGCAGUCGUCACAACGAAGCGGUCAGCUUUUUCAAAGACCUCCAACAGCAUAACAAAAGAUUUCAGAACUUCAUUAAGCAACAAGGUAAUAAUUCAUUGGUGCGACGGAGGGAGAUCCCAGAGUGCAUCUUACUGGUAACCCAAAGGAUUACAAAGUACCCAGUGCUGCUGGAGAGGAUCCUACAAUAUACUCAAGAGGAAACAGAGGAGCAUGCCCAACUUUCAAAAGCACUUGUUCAGAUUCGAGAGGUGAUCGCAGCUGUGGAUUUGAGUGUCAACGAGUACGAGCAGCAUCAGAGGUUACAGGGAGUGUGGAACCGCAUGGAGAACCGUAGCAUAGCUAAGCUAAAGAACGGCCAUACUUUCCGCAAGCAGGACAUGAUGUGUCCUGGACAAACGCUCAAACACCAGGGCCUGCUCCUGUGGAAGACCGCCACCGGCCGACUUAAAGAUGUCCUGGCAAUCCUUCUCACAGACACACUCAUCUUCCUACAAGAAAAAGACCAGAAGUAUACAUUUGCCACCGUGGAUCAGAAGCCUCCUGUCAUUGCACUGCAGAAGUUAAUAGUGCGAGAAGUAGCAAAUGAAGAGAGAGGGAUGUUUCUGAUCAGCGCAUCAGCCGCGGGGCCAGAAAUGUAUGAGGUCCACACAUCAUCCAAAGAUGAACGAAAUACCUGGAUGAGGCUCAUUAGAGAGGCUGUAGAGAGCUGUCCAGAGGAAGAAGAAGAAUACACAAGUGAAUCUGAAGAGGAGAAGCGAGUUGCUGAAGCUCGUAUUCAGAAGAUCCAUAAAAUACAAGAGAGUCUGAUGAGCCAGGACCAGCAGAUCUGCUCCAGCCUGGAGGAAAAGCUGCGGAUCUUUGCAGAGCUCUCUGCUCUGAGUGGGAGGAUGGAUGCUUCUCUUGUUGAACCACGACUGCUCGUCCAGCUGCACUCAGAGGAGCCGCCCCAGGCUGCUGCGCUGCUGAAUGCAGCUCUGCAAGAAGCUGAGAACCUGAAAGCCACACUGUCAUCGAAGGCCUGUUCCCCAUCCAGCCACAGCCUAGACUCCGACAUAGACUCUGUGUUUCCUGUCAGCCCUGCUACACUUGAGGAACCCCCCUCAGACCCUGAGGCCUCACCUGGGGACCCUGAGGCCAAUGAGGGGAGUUGGACUGAGACUAUCGUACUUCAGUCCCCAACUCACUUGCAAAAAACAGACACAAAUGACAUUGACUUCAAGGUUGCUCAAAGCGUCCAAAGCCUCACCCAGUUACUCUACAGUCUGCAGGCCGUUGUGACCAUCCAGGACAGCUGCUAUGAGGUCCAGAGGCUCCUCCUCCAAGAGAACGGGCGCCCAUCCCCCCGCGCCCAGCGACCGCACCUUCCAAGCGUCCGUGGCAACACCCUACAAGAACAGGAGAAGCAGCGUAACCUGGAGAAGAGGAAGGAGGAGGUGGCGGCGGCUCAGCGUCUCCAAGACCGGCUGCGCCAAGACAAGGAGCGCUGGGAGAAGGAGUGCCAGGUCAGGGAGAGCCAGCAGGGGGAGCAGGAGAGCAGGCUGGAGGAGAGGGAGAAGCAGUGCCACCUGGAGGCGGAGAGGCUGAAGCGAGAGAGGGAAGAGCUCGAUGAACAGCUGGAGGAGUACCAGCAGAGUCUGGAGAGGCUCAGGGAGGGCCAGAGGAGUGUGGAGAGGGAGCGCGAGCGGCUGGAGAACCAGCAACAGCUGCUCCAGAACUGGAGGCACAGCCGGCAAAGGAGUCUGCCCACUGUGAUUCCUCACAUGGUCAUCCCGCUAGAUGGGCAGCAGGACUCUGCACCAAGUCAGUCCAGAGACCAUGCUGGCAACGGCUCUGUGUUUGUGAACGAGGCUGCAUUCGCCAGCACCAGCCUCAACAACCGCCACGUCCGUCACAAAGGAAAUGACCCAAGUGCACACAAUUGUCUCAACACCCUGCUGGCAAGAUCCAACAGCAGACAGACCCCCAUAGCUAAGACCCCCCACAAUCCGCACUCAGAUUCCCAGGGAUGGAUGAUGGGGACCGGAUACUUCUACAGUCCUGCAGGAAGGCUCGGACUAGAGCAGACGCCCAGUGAUCAUAACACUCACAGCUACAUCGGGGAGACUUGGUCGUCAACAGCAAGCGGAGCUGACCCGUAUCAGGUGCUUCCGCAUCCCAGUGACCCUCAGCUGGACCUCAGUGCACUGGUUUCCUUGGAGACUGACAGCGGUGGGGAGGAGGGCAGGGAAGAAACCAUCGUGUACCUCUGAAUGUUGAUAAAUUUCAGACUUUUAAAACACCAACCCAGCACUUGGAGAAUCAGGACUGAAUCCAGGGAAGCAUUUCUCUAUAAAAAACAGUUGUCUUUUACAGUCUUUCGGGGGUUUUUUUUCAAUAUUUGGAAGAUUGUUUUUGUGCUUUUUUUUUUGUAACAGGGUGAGUUACUGGAAACACGGACUGAGAAACAGAGAUAAAGAAACUGAGGUUGUUUCAGAUUUAAUCUCACAUGUGUCAUGCACCUUAGCUCAAGGCACCACGGAGUGUUCAAUGUCUCUUUAUUUUCUGUUUUGUGUGUGUGUGUGGUCUUUAUUGACUGCCUGGGUCCCUGCAGCCCCACCUUUCUUCCUUUUCCCCUUCUCUGCGUCUUACAGUCCCCUCCUCACUGCUUUCCUUUCUCAGGUCCCGCAUAUCUCAUCCCUCGAGCUCUGUAUUUAUUAAAUUUACCACAGAGGGAGGAAAAGCGUACACCCAGUAUCAACCAAACAUCAGGCUGCAUCUCUCUAGCGGGUGAUUGUCUUGCCGUGGAGUAAACAGCCCCUCUUUCGUUUAUCUGACGGGCUCUGUUUAUUUACAAGCCGAGCAUAACAUGAAGCACAAAACAUUUGAAUUGAAAGAUGAGUUGUGACAGCAUCAGUCCCACGGUUUUUCAGACUUGCUGCCUGUAGCCAUCAUUUAUUCCUUUUUAUCUGGAGCACAAGUAUUUCUUGUUAAGAGAAGGAAGCGCAGAUGUGGAUUUAAGAAAGAUAUUGCAGCUGUGCUAAUAUGUCAGUUUUAUCGGAGCAUAGAAAUUCAAGCUUCUUUCAGGCGCAGCUGUUACUGCUAAAUGUAAAAGGAACUUGUGGUGCAGGAGGAUGUUGGGAUGUCAGUUGGUCCGCCACUUUUGUCCAGACUAAAAUAUAUCUAUUGGAUGGAUUGCCAUGAAAUUAUGUACACACAUUCGUGAUCCUCAAGUGCCUCCAUAACCUUCACAUUUGUGGUUUUGAGUGAAAUGUCUCUACAACCAUUGGAUCGAUUGCCAUGAAAUUUGGUAAAGACUAGUGAUGCAGGAAACAAAGAUUAAUGAAAAAGCAACUGUAUUAAAAAUGGUUUGUUGUUUCGAAGCAUUGGAUACGGCCAAAACAUCUUCUGAACAACUAUUGAUAUUGCAUUUGUAUGGAUGGAUUAAAUUUGAGACCAUGAUGAAAGUUAUUGUCAGAAUAGUUAGUUAGAAUAUGAGCGUUAUUUUUUUCAGUAAAGUUUAUGCUAUUGAAACAGACCAUUUUUAAACACAGCUGUUUUUGAAUGCAGAUUGAGAAACACACCCCAUAUCCAAAACAAGCAUGACGCCUCUUUGAUACGAGUAUGACAUAACAAAGCCUCAUUUGUAGUGGUUGUGUGAUUUUUGACGUGGUGAGGCGAGGCAUGCAAACAUCUUGAUGCAAUGACUUUGCUUUGAAAGGUUGAUACUGUGUCGAGUAGUCUGUUUGGAGCGUAACAGAACAAUUACAGGCAUCUAUGUCCCACUCAGGAUGAAUUGUAAUAACUUUGGUUAUACUUUACUUUUUAACUAGCGCCGUCUUCGGGUCUAAAUUUAAAUUUGUCCAGUACUUCAAUGUACGACCAAAUACCUGCAAAACUGAUGACAUUCCCACCUGCCUCGGUUGUAGUUGUGUUUAGUGCUAAUUAGCAAAUGUUAGCAUGCUAACACACUAAACUAAGAUGGUGAACAAUGCAAAUAUUAAACCUUCUCGACAUCAGCAUGUUAGCAUUGUUAGCAUUUAGCUCAAAGUAACACUGUGCCUACAGCCUCACAGAGCUGCUAGCAUGGCUGUAGACUCUCAGUUUAUUGUUACUUCUUGUCAUUACAUCCCAUUUUUACUUUAUACAAGCUGUAAAGGGUGAAAGACUUCCUGAAAACAUUCUUGCAAGUACCCUGAACUAUAUGAAGUGGCCUUAUCGAUACUGUCAUGCUUAAUGCUAAACUAUUACACUUGAAUAUUCAUGUAGUAUAUUUACAUAAUAUCUCCUAUGGGCAUUUUUAUGUGUAGAGAGGUCCCCGUGCCAAUGCUUUAAGUGUCCCUUGAUGUUUGAAUGAAUUGAUUUAAUUACUGUUGUAGUUACCUAAUGGGACAAUAAGGUAGUGGCAGUAUUUUGAUGUGAUUUUAGUACCAUGUAUAUAUGUUUGUGCUUUUAUUUAUUUAUUACCAUACAGGAGUUGUAAUGUUUUACAGUACUUUUUGAAUGGUAUUGUAUGUAGCAGUGUACCUGUGUAAAACAAAUGAACAGGUCUGUUUUCUUGCUGUGUGUUCAUGUGUUAUAUAUUCAGACAUGACUGUAUUGAUAAAAAUGACUUUUGUGAAACAAUGCUUUGUUUUUAUUGUGUUAACAAACUGGGCUCUGUGAAGGUGUCAGUACAAUAAAAUUGUAAACUGGUUGAAACACAAAA